CGUAGCUAAUCCAAUUUCAAGCUGCAUCAACAUCAUCAUAUCAAUUGAUGUACCAGCUUAUGAAAAUCGACCGAAUUAAUAUUUAUGCCGCGUUUUCUCUGCUAUAGUCUCUUCCUCCAGUUUCGACCACGCUACCUCACGACAAUGGCUGCCACUCCAGCACUGUCGCCUUUCUCGCAAGCUGUUGUCAAUGCGAUGCGGACGAUCUACCCAGAAUCUCUAGCAGACAAAAGCUUCGAUAACACUGGAUUACUCCUCGAAUCCCCCUUCGAUGCCAAACAACAACUCAAAAAAUCCGUGCUUCUGACAACGGACCUCACCAAAGCCGUUGCCGAUGAGGCCAUUGCUCGGAGAGAUUCAAUCAUUGUAGCCUACCAUCCUAUCAUAUUCCGCGGUCUGAAGUCCCUCACACUACAAGACCCCCAGCAAAAAACCCUCCUACGCCUAGCACAAGAAGGAAUCAGUGUCUAUUCACCGCAUACCGCCGUCGACGCAGUCCCAGGCGGCAUGGCAGACUGGCUCUGCGAUAUCGUCAGCGGCGCGGUAUCCAACUUAUCAUCCGGGCCGCAAGGCCAGGAUCAAGAGCACGGAUCCUCGUCGUUACGAUAUUCCGGUAUCAUCUACCCUAAGCUUGGAAACAACGAAAUCUCAGCUACAAGCGUAAUUCCGCAUACACGAACCACCAUUCAUCCCUCCCCCGCGCCCAUCCCUGACGGCUUUGAAGGCGCUGGUGCCGGCCGCAUCGUCACAUUUGAGAUUGCGCAACCGCUAUUAGUGCUCAUCGACCUAAUUGGCACGGCCACUGGCAAUCCCGGCGCGUUAUCGAUUGCCAUUCCACAUGGUGCGAGUGUGCCAGCUUUGAGAAUUAAGACUGUUGGUGUCUGUCCAGGGUCAGGAAGCGGCGUGCUCAUGAAAGGAGCAGAGUUGCCAGAUUUGUUGUUCACGGGAGAGUUGAGCCAUCACGAAGCCCUAGCUGCGAUUGAGCGGGGCUCGGUCGUGAUUACGUUAUUUCAUUCGAAUACGGAACGCGGUUAUCUGUUUGAUGUUAUGCAGCAUAAGCUGGCAGAGGCUAUUAAACUAGAAUUGGGGGGUCAGGGUCCUACUGGUGCUGAGCCAUUGGUUGCGGUUAGUAGGGCUGAUCGUGACCCAUAUGGCUUUGUGGUUCGGAAAUAGCAUUGAAGGUAUACAAAAUUACAUAUGAGCCUGAUACGGGCUGUAGAUUUUGCUUUAGUAGAAAGU
Molecule: messenger RNA, 1239 nt
Organism: Talaromyces proteolyticus
Lineage: Eukaryota; Fungi; Ascomycota; Eurotiomycetes; Eurotiales; Trichocomaceae
Product: putative NGG1 interacting factor Nif3
Exons: 4
Coding region: 85-1173 (362 amino acids)
Cellular component (GO): cytoplasm; mitochondrion
Source: RefSeq, a predicted model, not a curated record